GGCCGAGUGGAGACUGGUGUUCUUAAACCUGGCAUGGUGGUCACCUUUGCUCCAGUCAAUGUUACAACCGAGGAUAAGUCUGCCGAAAUUCACCAUGAAGCUUUGAGUGAGGCUCUUGCUGGGGACAAUGUGGGCUUCAGUGUCAGGAACAUAUCUGUCAAAGAUGUUCGUCAUGGCAAUGUGGCUGGUGACAGCAAAAAUGACCCACCGAUGGAAGCAGCUGGCUUCAGGGCUCGGGUGAUUAUCCUGAACCAUCCAGGCCAAAUCAGUGCUGGAUAUGCACCUGUGCUGGAUUGUCACACAGCCCGCAUUGCUUGCAAGUUUGCUGAGCUGAGGGAGAAGAUAGAUCGUUGUUCUGGAAAAAAGCUGGGAGAUGGCCCCAAGUUCUUGAAAUCUGGUGAUCUUGUCAUCGUUGAUAUGGUUCCUGGCAAGCCUAUGUGUGUUGAGAGCUUUUCUGACUAUCCUCCUCUGGGCCGUUCUGCUGUUCGUGACACGAGACAGACGGUUGCUGUGGGUGUCAUCAAAGCAGUGGACAAGAAGGCAGCUGGAGCUGGCAAG
This is a messenger RNA of Ailuropoda melanoleuca (giant panda), 558 nucleotides long. RefSeq names its product elongation factor 1-alpha 1-like. The annotation marks the transcript as partial. The record is from RefSeq and is a predicted model, not a curated record. Lineage: Eukaryota; Metazoa; Chordata; Mammalia; Carnivora; Ursidae. The transcript has a single exon. Gene Ontology annotation, molecular function: GTP binding.